AUGGCGUUGGACGAGCCGAAACCAAACCCUAGCUUGGAGGUGCUGCCCAAGGGAGUCGUCAUUAUUGCCGGCGGGGGACCGAUCGGUCUGCUACUUGCGCGAGUGCUCUCCUUCUACGGCGUGAAGUUGAGGCUCUUUGAACGCAAUAAGACCACCAUCAAGUGGCCAAAAAUGGAUCUGACAAAUGCUCGGUCAAUGGAGAUCUUCCGCAAGCUGGGCCUCGCCGAUGACCUCCGAAAGCAAGGCGUGCCGGCGAAUAUGGACCAGAAUGUUAUCAUCUCCACUGGGCUUCCUGCCGAAAAGCCGCUCACUCAAUGGGAUCUGCCAGGGGUAGAUAGCUUCAGGUCCCAGAUUCAGAAAACGAAUGACGGUACACAGCCCCAAGAGCCUUGGCAGAGAGUCUCGCAAGCCAUCUUCGAGAAGUGGCUAAAAAAGAUUUGCGAUGACGACCCUCUCAUUGACCUCAACUACGGCUUCAAGUUGGAACACGUCGAAGAGAACUCUAGCUUCGCAAACACGACGGUUACUGAUGUGGAUACUGGGAAGAGAACAGUGUUCAGGUCUGACUACGUCGUGGGCUGCGACGGCGCCUCGAGUCGAACCCGUACCUCGUUAUUCGUUCCUGUCGACGGAGGUCCAAUACCAUCUUGUGCCUUGAUAGUUCAUUUCAAGUCUCGUGAUCUAACAAAAUUACACAAACAAGGGAGGUUCUGGCACAUCUUCUUCCUCGGCCAGUCAGGCGGCUUUGAGGGCGCCAUUAUUUCACAAGACGAGAAGGAUACCUGGACGACCCAUCUAUUUCUGCCCCUAGAUGCCGAGCCUGAAAAGAUCGAAUCUCAUGAUGCCGUCUACCGCGUCCUCGGUGGGCUCUACGGACCGUACAAAUUCCAAAUCGACGAAAUCCUGGUCCAUUCCAUCUGGAGGCCAAAUAGAAGUCAAGAGGGGCAUGUGUUCCUCGCCGGCGACUCUGCACAUCAGAACAUUCCUACAGGGGGCUACGGGAUGAACAUGGGCAUCGGAGACGCCUUCGAUCUCGGAUGGAAACUCGCUGCGGUGAUCAAGGGUGAGGGUGGCGUAAGGCUCCUCGAGUCUUACGAACUGGAGCGCAAACCCGUGGCUCUCCGGAACGUGGAACGAUCCCACGUUCAUUUCAAAGUCCAUAAUGAGUUGCAGACCUUGCUCGGUGGCGGAAAUCCGCGUCGCGUUGACUCCGAUACAAAGGAGGCACGCCUCCUCAGACAGCAUGUUCAUGAGUUCUACCAAAGUCAUGACGGGGAAAACAGGGACAUUGGGAUAGAGAUGGGAUACCGGUACAAAUCACACGUCAUUUUUCAUCAACAAGACGACGGUAGCGAGCCUCUCUCGGAUCCACGCUACUACACCCCGACGACGUGGCCUGGUGGUCGGCCCCCUCACUUGUUCCUCUCAGAUGGCACCGCAAUAUUCGAUAAGUUUGGAAAACACUGGUCGUUGCUUUUCUUCACUGAUGUGGAUGUGGGACAAUAUCAUCUUUUCAAAGCCGCGAAUGAUAUGAGCUUGAGUAUGUCGCUUGUUCAUCUCUCGGGAGAGACGCAAGCUAGAGGGUUGUAUGAGAGAGACCUGGUCUUGAUCCGCCCAGACCAACAUGUUGCCUGGAGAGCCGAGGCGGUGGAAUCACCAGCAAUUGCAGAUACGAUCCUAUGUAAUAUCUCUGGUCAAAUUUUAAAUGACGCAAAACACGGGAUGACGAUGGCUUCUGAGAAGUCGAUGAAGACAGGGGGAGUUCCCAGCUGA
Colletotrichum godetiae is the source of this 1773-nucleotide messenger RNA. RefSeq names its product monooxygenase. Bases 1 to 1773 code for a protein of 590 amino acids. The record is from RefSeq and is a predicted model, not a curated record. NCBI's taxonomy places the organism in Eukaryota, Fungi, Ascomycota, Sordariomycetes, Glomerellales, Glomerellaceae. Gene Ontology annotation, molecular function: oxidoreductase activity; FAD binding. The transcript is spliced from 4 exons.